AUUAUCUCCAACAAAAUACAUAAUAAACGAAUCACUUGCUUUUGGUGUAUAUGGAAUAAUAAAGCUAGUGAUUCCUUUUAGAUUCGUAGCAAUACAAUAUUUUAGGUACUUUUUGAGGAAAAAGAUCGUAAAAAGGGUGGAUACAAUGGGAAAACCCUCUUUCCUUCUUUUUUUCACCCAUGCCUUUGUUUUUAUGGUGUCGGGUAUUUUAGCUAGGACCAUACAAGAUGAAGGCUCUAUUCUCGGAGCAAAUUCAACAAGGAGGGGCCUACAUACCGCAUGCGAAGCAACAAACAAAAUAGACAAGUGCUGGAGAUGCAAACCCGAUUGGGCACAAAACCGUCAAUUAUUAGCCGAUUGCGCUCUCGGUUUUGCAAAAGGAACCACCGGCGGAAAGGGCGGAGAAAUCUACGAGGUCACCGAUCCUUCGGAUGACGAUGCUGUGAAUCCAAAACCAGGGACACUUCGGUGUGGUGUUACCCAAAACAGACCUUUAUGGAUCAUCUUCAAGAAAGAUAUGACGAUUACACUCAAACAUGAGCUUGUAAUGACUGGUGACAAGACAAUCGAUGGUAGGGGUGCAUGCGUCCAGAUCGCUAAUGGUGCUGGUAUCACCAUAAUGAAGGUCAAGAACGUCAUCAUUCAUGGGAUUCACAUACACCAUAUAAAAGAAACACCAGGGGGAGUGAUUAAGGAUUCAGAUACACAUUCUGGGCCAAGAGCAAAAAGCGAUGGCGAUGGUAUCUGCAUCUUUGGUUCUUCCAAGAUAUGGAUUGAUCAUUGUACACUCGAUCAUGGUGCAGAUGGGCUUAUAGAUGUUACAAUGGGUGGCACAGACGUAACCAUUUCCAAUUGCAUAUUCAACGAUCACGACAAAGUCAUGUUGCUAGGGGUAGGUAAUGAACUUGAAAUGAACAUGAAAGUCACUGUUGCAUAUAACAAGUUUGGUUGCGGAUGUGUCCAAAGAUUGCCUAGGUGUCGAUGUGGUUUUACACACGUGGUUAAUAAUGAUUAUGACAAAUGGCAAAUGUAUGCUAUCGGUGGUACGGAUAAACCUACAAUCCUUAGCCAAGGUAACCGAUUUAUGGCUCCUGAUGACAAACAAUACAAACAGGUGACACGAAGGGCUGAGGCCACUGAGGCAGAAUGGAAGACAUGGAAUUGGAAAUCGGAACAUGAUAUUUUGCUAAAUGGAGCGUUUUUCAUACCAUCAGGUGGUAAUAUACAACAUCCCCCUGGGAUGCUUGAAGUUGAGACAAAGAUACCCGUUGAGACACUCACCCGUUGUGCGGGGUUACUCAAAUGUACCCCUGGGCAACCUUGUUAAGCACCGAAAAAAAAGAAAAACUAAUCGUUGAUAUUGUGAAUGCAGGAUCAAUGACUUUUAAUUUAGUAGUGAACGAAAAUUGUAGUUAUUAAUUAAUGUGCAUUAAAAAAAGUUAUAAGGAAAUAUUGUAGUUAUGUUUGAUCUUUUUAGUGACGGAAUAUAUUCAGUCACUAAAAGUCACUAUAGAUCCAAGAGGUAUAUGUAUAUGUUUUUUUUUCAUAUGUAUAUAUAAAACAAUGCAAAUCGUUUGAUACACAAACAAAAUAUAAUUCUGUUGCUCGAAUAAACAAAAGUUGUUUAGAAUGAUUAUAAUAGAUGAUGACACUGUAUGUAUGGGUAUCCAUAAUAGAUCAAUACAUUAAAAUUAUUUAAACUUAAUGGAUUGACAUAAUAUUAUUUUUACUUGUUAUAUAAUUUUAUAUUAAUUUUUCUACAAUAUUAAUAUAUUAAACUCAAUAAAAUUUAAGAAUUUAAUGGAAUAUAUAUUUAAUAGUUAAUUUUUUUUUAUCUACUGAAUACCAAUAUGAUAUUUUAUAAUUAUAGUAUUUCAUUCAAUUUUUUUUUGAACUUGUGGAUGCUAUAGAUACUAUUUACUAUUUCUAAGAUACUAUAGAUACUAUUUCUAAGCAGUAACUAGUUGAUUGUAAUAUUUGCAAGAUAAGAGUAUUAGUCUCGAUGAUUCACUUCCAAGUUGCAACGUUGCCUCAUCUAAGGAAUUGUUACGUGAACUUAAUACUUAUUGUUAGUAUUUAAACACUUAGACAAAUGAUAAACGAUUGCACACUCAAAGUAAUAAAAACAAAACCAAACGAGAACACAAAUGAUGUAUAUUUAUUCAAAUUGUAUACACUCAUCUCUAUUUUUGCUCUACUCCUUCCAAAAUCCAGAUUUUCUCCAUAGUUUUAAGAGUACAUCUUUAAGAUACCCUCAUCUUCAAUAUUUAAGAAAAGAAAGUUUAGAAAAACAAGUUCUUUAAGGAAAGACGUAGAAAAUUGUUUAAAUAAAAAAUGGUUUCUACAAUCAUUUUUUAAUAUUUGUUUACACAAUUAUUUUCUGUUCAAUGAUUAACAAUUAUUAAUAUAACUAUUGAAUAUUUAAUUGAGUGUUAGAAGAGUACGAUUGAUGCGACUCAAUGAAAAGAAACUAAUUGUGUAUAAAGACGUAUCGUAUAAUCCCCUUUAGUUUAAUCUAGGCAUUACAAUUUAUUUAAAGUUGGAAAUUAGAUAAAUAAAGUGGAAGUUCUAAUUUGAAUAAAACCAAGUUUUAAGAGUUGAAUACCUAAAUUUAUAUAUAUGGCCAUAUAGGGC
Lactuca saligna is the source of this 2634-nucleotide messenger RNA. The record is from the annotation of a GenBank genome assembly. NCBI's taxonomy places the organism in Eukaryota, Viridiplantae, Streptophyta, Magnoliopsida, Asterales, Asteraceae.